AUGACAGCUAGGGCGGCGUCUGCAGCAGCAGGGGGGCCCCCUGGGGCCCCCUUAGGGGUUCCCACCCUUAGUACUGAGGACAAGCAGCUGCCGCAGCAGCAACAGCAGCAGCAACAGCAACAGCAACAGCAGCAACAGCAGCAGCAGCAGCUGUGUCCCGUAGGCAACGUCGGCUGUGAGUGUCUUGGUAUUGAUGCAGCAAUCGAUGUAUUAACUGCAGCAAAAGCUGCUGCUGCUCCUGCUCCUGCUGCUCCUGCUGCUGACGCAGAGGCCGCUGCAGCAGAAGAAGCAGCAACUGCAGCAGCAACAGCAGCAGCAAAUCGAUUGUUAGAUAAGUUUGUAUGGAGAAGGGACGCCUGGGGGAGAUGCAUUGCUGCUGUUGCUGCUGGUGCUGCGCUGCAGCACUCCCCUCUGCAGCAGCAGCUGCCUCCUCUAUUUUGCUGCUGCAGCCGCAAUCGCAGCAGCAGCAGCAGCAGCAGCAGCUACGACGUCAGCAGCAACAGCAGCAGCAGCACAACAUCCUUCAUUUCUUCUGAGACAAGGAGAUCAAUAUGCUCAGCAACACCACCAGAAGCAGCAGAAGCAACAGCAGCAGCAGCAGCAGCAGCAGCAGCAGCAAAUGUAUCUAAAGAAGAGCUGCUGCUAGGUAGAUGUAUGUUUGCUGCUAGAUCGCUGCGGCUGCUGUCGCAGAAAGGGCUGCCUAGUCUGCAGCUACCUGCUGCUGCAUGCGAUGCUGCUGCUGCUGCUGCUGCUACUGGUGGUGGUGGUGGUGCUGCUGCUGCUGCUAAUGCUGCUGCUGCUGCUGCUGCUCAUGCAGAUACAGCAGCAGCAGAAGUAGCAGCAGCAACACUUGAGCCUCCCUUUCAUAACAACUUAGAGUGCGAGUGUAUAGACACCAAGCUGCAGCAGCAGCAGCUGCUGCUGCUGCAGCAGCUUGCUGCUGAACCAACAGCAUCCCCGCUGCUGCUGCACCGCAGUAUUGCUUCUCUUAUAGAAGCAGCCUGGACGUGCUGCAGCACCAGCAACAGCAGCAGCAACAGCAACAGCAGCAGCAGCAGCAGCAGCAGCAGCAGCACCUGCAUACCCGUUCUUCCUGUAUUAGAGGAGUUGUCUGCUGCUGCUGCUGCUGUGCUGCUGCUGCUGCUGCCUCCUUAUCGUGGUGGCUUCCAGAGGGGAAGGCAGCAAAGUGUGCUGCGGCGUUGCAUGCGUUUAGUUACUUUGGGGCUGCAGCAGCGGCAGCAGCAGCUGCAGCAGCAGCAGGAUCAGGAGCAGGAGGAUGGGGAGGAGGAACAGCAACAACAACAGCAGAAGAAGAUAAAGGAGGAGGUCGUGCAGCUGCAUGCACACCUGCUGCAGCUGCUGCUGCUGCAGCAAAUAGUAGCAGCAGCAUGGUGUACGGACAUCUGCUGCUCCCCGCUGCAGCGGCAACGCUUUCUUGCUGCAGUACUAACAGACACCCCCCUUGUGCUGCAGCUGCUGCGGGAGGGGCUAGCAGCAGUAACUGCUGCUGCUGCUGCUGCAGCAGAUGCAGCAGCACAUUAUGCGGAUAUAAAGGAGAGUACAGGCCGAAGCAGCACAAGCAGCAGCAGCUCGCUGGCAGGAAAUGAGCAGCAGCAGCAGCAGCAACAGCUUGAGCUGCUGCAGCAGCAACUGCAGCAGCUGCAGCAGCUAGCUGCACUCGUUCGUACUGUUUGGAUUCGUUGCUGCUGCACCUGCUUAAACAUAUGGAGCCGUUGUGCAGCAGCAGCUGCAGCAGCUGCAGCAGCAGCCGAUACAGCAGCAGCAGCAGCAGCAGCAGAUCCUGCUGCUGCUGCUGCUGCUGCUGCACCUUCUGCUAAGGAGUGUGCAGAGCCAAAGCCAGAAGAUGUGCUGACAGCAAAAGGAAUAUACAGUAACCAGCAGCAGCAGCAGCAGCAGCAGCAGCAGCAGCAGCAGCAACAGCAGCAACAGCAGCAGUACUCUAAGCAGCAGGAGAAAGAGGAGGAGGAGCAGCAGCAUGCACUGCAUGACAGCAGCAGUGCUGCUGCUAGGUUUGCUGCUCUUACAGUACAAGAGCUGCUGCGCCUAUGGGCAAGAGGUCCAGCAGCAACACGUCAGCUUGCUGCUGCUGCUGCAGCUGGCGGCGCUGCUGCUGCUGCUGCUGCUCGUGCUGCAGCAGCUCCAUGCUUGCUGCUGCCAGCAGCAAUCUCAGGGCGCCUUCGCUACGUGCUGCAGUCUAUGGCAGAGUUGCAUGCACAGCAUUUUGCUGAUGCUGCUGCUGCAGCAGCAGCAGCAGCAACAGAAGCAGCACAGCAGCACAGGCAGCAGCAACCUUCUAAUGCCUUUAGUCUUAUACUAUGGCAGCGGCGAGUGGGCCCUGUCUUGCUGCUGCCGCUGCUGCUGCAGCACUCCGUUGUGCCUCUGCUGCAGCAGCAAGACAAGGAGCUGCUUAUACACCGCAGCAGCUCAUGGCGUUCUUAUGCUUAUCUCCUUGUAGAGGCCUCUCGUCCUCAGCAGCAGCAGCAGCAACAGCAACAGCAGCAACAGCACCAACAGCAGCAACAGCAAGAACGGACCCCAAAACGUCCCCAGCAUCAACAACAACAACAGCAACAGCAACAACAGCAGCAGCAACAGCAGCAGCAGCAGCAGCAGCAAUCAGUUGUCCCCCGCUUUUUUAGUGCAUGCAUCCUAUUAAGCUGCGCUUAUAUGACUACUCGUUACUUAGAUCUUCGUGUUGCUGCUCUUAAGGGUUUGCUGCUGCUGCUGCGGCCGCUGCUGCAGCUGCUUGCUGCAGCACGACAAGAGAAGCUGUUGCUGCAGCAGCUGACGCAGCAGCAGCGUCGAGAUGCCCAUCAAACAGCAGCAGCUGCAGCAGCAACAGCAGCAAAUAUACAAUUGGAGAAAGCUGUUGCUGCUGCUGCUGAUGGCAUGCAGUCGCUGCUGCUGCCGCGUGUUGAGGUGCUGCUGCAGUCUUUUGCUGCUUCUUCUUCCCUUGGUCGUAUGCGGUGUCUAUGCAACACCAGCAGCAGCAGCAGCAGCAGCGGCAGCAGCAAACGCAUCAGCAGCAGAAGCAGCCACGAUCAUGAGUGCAGCAGCAGCGGCGCCAAAUAUGGUAGCGCGAGCACCGACAGCUGCAGCAGCAAUAUCAGCAGCAGCAGCAGCUAUACAAACAGCAGCAGCAGCAGCAGCAGCAGCGGGGAGGUGGACGUGCUGGUCUCUAUAAGGCCUUUGUGUGACACACUGGUGCUGCAGCUUGCUGCUGCUGUUGGGGUGCAGCCGCUGCUGCAGCUGCUGCUUCCACAGCUGCAGCGGCUGUUGAACCGGGAAGGGUUGCUGCUGCAGCAGCUGGCUCAGCCAGCAGCAGCAGCAGCAGCAGCAGAUGCUGCACAGAUACUAGAAGGGGAAGGAGCCUUGUGGCUGCUGCUGCAGCUAUUUGGUAACCCUAAGACAAAGCAGCAAACGCCGCCGCUGCUGCAAGAAGCAGCGGUGGAGUUGCUGCAGCAGCAGAAGCAGCAGCAGCAGAAGCAGCAGAGGUCGCAGCAGCGAGGACAGCAGCAGCAGCAGCAGCAGCAGCAAGCAUGCAGCGUCUGCGGAGCGUCAGCAACCGUCGCUGCUUCUUGGGCAGCUCGUGGAUCUUUUGCUGCUGCUCUUGUGGUUUCGCCUCCACCUGUUGCUGCACCGGCAGCAGCAACUGCAGCAGCAACAGCAGCAGCAGCAGCAGCAGCAGAUGGGGAACAUUUAUUCGCCCGGCUGGAGCUUGUUGCAGGCUGGACAGCUGAGCUUGCAGAAUUCCUCGGCCUCAGCAGCAACAGCAACAGCACCAGCGAAGAACUGCAGCAGCAGCAGCAGCAGCAGCAGCAGCAGAAGCCUCAAUUAGGUAUGGCACUGUUUAGGCGUUUAUCUGUUGGUUUGCUGCAGCUGCUGCUGUCUAUUGAGGUGUAUCUUCGUCGUCAGGUUGCUGCAGCAGAUAAGGCUUGUGGGGAUACUGCUGCUGCUGCUGCAGGAGCAGCAGCAGCAGCAGCAACAACACUUGACAAGUGUGCACCGUUGCUGCUGCUGCAGCUACGACAGCUGCCGCAGCUGUCUCCUGCUGCUGCUGCUCUCCCUUCUAGCUGCUGCUCUCUUCCUUUGCUGCGGGCAUUUCUCUCUAUUGUAUGCCUUAUUAUUAGGCUGCAGCAGCUGCUGCUGCAGCUAACAACACCAACAGCAGCAGCAAAACCAACAGCAGCAGCAGCAUCUGCUGCUGCUGCUGCUGAACCCUCCAAGGUUGCUGCAGCAACAGAAGACAGUCUUAGGUCCUGCAUCAAUUGGCUGCAGCAGCAAAACUUCCGUGGGAUCCUCUUCGGAGAUAAUCAAUCUGCUGCUGCUGCUGCUGCUUCUGGUGGUGGUGGUGGUGCUGCUGCUGCUGCUGUCCCUGAGGUGUCUAGACACCUCACUAGGGGACAGAAGGCGGUGGCUCUGCGCCAAUUCCUUACGAUAACCGCUUUCUCCUGCUGCCUGCCUCCACAGCUGCAGCAGCAGCAGGAGCAUAAGGCAUCUGGUGCACAACAGCAGCAGCAGGAGCAGCAGCAACAGCAGCAGCAGCAGCAGCAGCAGAGACUGCGACCUCUCGAUGCAUUGUCAGUGCGUGGCCUUACUGAAGCACUGCAGCAAGAGAGGUCAACGCUGCAGCAGUUGCUGCUGCUUUCCCCGCAGUCUAACAGCAGCAGCAACAGCAGCAACAGCAGCAGCAGCAGCAACAGCAACAGCAGCAGCAGCAGCAGCAGCAAGGAAGGAGCUGCCUUAGUAUUGGGGCUACUGGAGGAGUGCAGUGCUGCUGUAUGUGCUGCUGCUCCCCUUAACCCUCAAUGCAUGCAAGAAGCAAGAGAUGUGCUGCAGCAGCUGCUGCUGCUGCUGUCUCCUCUGUGCAGCUGCAAUCAACAGAAGCAGCGCAGCAAACAGGGCAGCAGCUCCCUUGCCUCCAGUCGCAGCAGCAGCAGCAACAGUGCGUCAGAAGGAAGCAGCAGCAGCAGCAACAGCACAGGAGAGGCCAGCAGCAGCUGCAGGCUGCUGCAGCUAGAUCUGCAGCAAUGGGUGUCUCGCGUGCUGCUGCCUUUGCUGCGCUGCAUCUCUACAUCGCAGCAGCACUCAGAGGAGGCGCUGUCUCUGCUGCUGCAGCUGCUGUUGCUGCUGCUGCAGCACCUACUGGCUCUUGCGCCGCAGGGCCUGCUGCAGCAGGAGGCAGCUAAUGAGGGUCGUCGCCCUAUUAAGCGGUCUCUUACUGCUGCUGCUGCUGCUGCUGCUGGUAGUGGUCCGCUGCAGACAAGGGCAGCCACCUUGGCCAGCAUCAACAACAGCAACAGCAACAGUAGCAGCAGCAGCAGCAAUGCAGCAGCAGCAGCAGCAGCAAUUGCUGCUACAUAUAUGGGGGGAGAUGCAGAUGUUGCUGCUGCAGUAUUUAAAUUUUUAAAUGAGCAGCAGCUGCUGCUGCGGUCUCUCUUCCAGUGUCUAGGCACCUGCUUCUCCCUGCCUCUGCCUUGUUGGUUGCUGCUGCAGCAGCAGCAAAGCCAUAAGCUGCUGCAGCAGCUGCUGCUGCUGACGCUGCAGCAUAUUAUCCCUGCAACUGUGGGGUUGCUGAACAACGAUGACACCUCUACAGCUGCAGCUGCUGCUGCAGCAACUGCAGCAGCAGCAGCAGCUCCUUCUGGAGCUGCUUCUUCUACGUCUCCUGCUGCUGCUGCUGCUGCAGCAGCAGCAGCAGAUCCAGGGAUGCAUGCGCUCCUGCUGUCUGCGCUGCAGUUCCUACUAGGCCUUGCUAGGGUCUCUCGUGGGGAGUUGCUGCCAGCAGAUGACAGCAGCAGCAGCUACCAGUCUCUUGCUGCUGCCUUCCGUGUUAGACGCCUGCUGCCGCAGCAGCAGCAGCAGCCGCAGAAACGCGUGCAGCUGCCGGGUCUUCGUAGCGCGGGAGCAGCGGCAGCAGCGGCGGCAAAUGCAGCAGCAGCAGCAGCAAGUGCAGCAGCAGCAGCAGCAGCAGAGCCGCAUAUCGAGCUAGCUGAGCUUCCUGCAGCAGAGAAGGAAGUGCUGCAGGAUACAUUUAGGCAGCUGCUGCGUUCUUGUGCUGCAGCAGCAACACGUUUGCUGCUGCAUGCAUGCGACUACCCGUUGUUGCUGCUACUGGAGGUGCAUGCAGUAAGGCAAAUGGGUAUUCGUGCUGCUGUUAUUCGCAGCAAGGGGGGGGCCCUAACUGGUGCAGCAGACGACUGCAGCAACAGUAGCAGCAGCAGCAGCACACCAGCAGCGGGUGCUGCUGUUAUUGCUGCACCGGGUGUGAAGGAGGAACCAACAGAAGCAGCAGCAGCAAUAGCCCUGCAGCAGCAAAAGUUACCACCUCAGCAGUUGCAGCAGCAGCUGCAACAACUGCAGCAGCAGCAACUGCAGCAGCAGCGGCUGCGGCAGCAGCUACUAUCUAAAGCGCAGCAAAAGGCAACUUGUGCUGAGCUGCUGCUGCACUGGGCAGCAGCAAUGUUGUGGGGUGGGGCUGGCUGCUGCCGCAGCAGCAAGUUGUCUGCAUGCUGGGGGCACGGGAAUGCUGUUGUUGUUGCGCUGCAGCAGCAGCAGCAGCAACAGCAGCAGCAACAGCAGCAGCAACAGCAGCAGGAGCAACACGACGAAUCACAGCACAGCAGCAAGGAUGGUACCCCUGGCGAUAGACACCUCCUUGAUACGCCCAUUACAGAAGGAGCAGCAGGAGCAGCAGCAGCAGCAGAUGUUGCUGCAGCAGCAGCAGCAGCAGCAACGCAGCAAAGUGCUGAGAAACUUUGCUGGAAGUUGCUGUGUACUUUGCUGCUGCCAGCAGCAGCAACAGCAAAAGAGACACCAUCAAUCUUAGGUAUAGAUGAGAGUUUGUUGCCAUCUGCUGCUGUAGACGAUACACCCAACAGCAGCAGCAGCAGCAACAGCACCAGCAGCAGCAACAGCACCAACAGCAGCAACAGCAGCAGCAGCAGCAGCAGCAGCUGUCUCCCUACAUGCAAUAUGCUACCUAUUACUGCUGUCCCCUCCUUAGGUGUCUCCUCUUCUUGGGGGACGAUUGCUUCCUUUCAUCUAAUGUUAGGUCUAUCCUUACCUAGGGAGGCAGCAGCAAUUGCUGCUGCUUGCUGCAGCAGGACCAGCAGCAACAGCAGCAACAGCAGCAGCAAUUGCUGCAACAGCAGCAACAGCGGGAGCAGCGGCAGUGCAAGCGGAGGUGAUGGCAGAGCUGCACAAGAAGCGGCGGUUGCCAAGGCCGACAGCAGCAGCAACAGCAGCAGCAGCAGCAGCAGCAACAGCAGCAAGAGAAGCAGCAGCACGAACUGUUGCUCCUUCUGCAUGCAGCCUCUGUGCAAGGACCGCAACUGCAGCACGUGCUGCUGCCCUUGGGGCUGGAUGUUCCGUGAAUCACCGCAGCAGCUGCUGCAGCAACAGCAACAGCAGCAACAACUGCAGCACCAAUUGCAGCAGCAGGGUAGCUGGUGCUGCUGCUGUGCUGCUGUAUUGUGGUAUAUCCAGCUGCUGCUGCGAACUGCUGCUGUCUAUCCUGCUGCUGUUAGUGGUCUAUCUAGCAGCAGCACAGCACGGGGUGUACAUACACCUCUAGGUCCUUAUUGGUUAACCUGCAGCAGCAGCAGCAGCAACUGCAGCAGCUGUGCUGCAGCGCAACAAGAAGGUGCUGCACCUCCUUCUCUGCAUGCACCACCUUUGCUGCUGCUGCAUCCCUUCCAAGAGCUGCUGUGUGCUGCAGCACAGGAGCAGCUGCUGCCUAUCCAGCAGCAGCAGCAGCUGCAGCAGCAACCGCUGCCUCCUCAGCAGCAGGUUCCUUCUCAGCAGCAGCAACAGCAGCAGGUGCCGUUGCAGCUGCAGCAGCAGCAGCAGCAACAGCAGCAGCUGGUGCUACAGGGCCUACCUACUGCUGCACUCCCUCCUGUUGUACUAGCAGCAGAAGAAGCAGCGCAGCAGCUGCUGUUUGUAUGUACAGAUCAGCAGCGGCUGCUGCCGCAGCAAGGGCCGCUGCUGCUGCUGCUGCUGCGCGAGAGGUUAGCUGCUUCUGAUUUGCUGCGUCUUGCUGCUGUGCUGCAGCAGCGUGAUUGGGAGCAGCUGCAGCAGCAGCAGAAGCAGCAGCUGCAGCAGCUGCAGCAGCUGUUGCAGCUGCAGCAGCAGCAGGAGGAGCACCAGAAGCAGCAGCAGCAGCAGAAGCAGCAGCAGCAGCAAAAGGAAAAGGAGGCAGCAGCAAUCUCUUUGGGGCAAACAGAAGCAGAAAUAAAACAGCAAGGCGCAGCGUCCGGCCAGGGACCAACUAGCUAG
Eimeria maxima is the source of this 8301-nucleotide messenger RNA. RefSeq lists its product as hypothetical. Gene Ontology annotation, cellular component: nucleoplasm; nucleolus. The coding region runs from base 1 to 8301 and encodes 2766 amino acids. Lineage: Eukaryota; Apicomplexa; Conoidasida; Eucoccidiorida; Eimeriidae. The record is from RefSeq and is a predicted model, not a curated record. The transcript has 4 exons.